Molecule: messenger RNA, 624 nt
Organism: Copidosoma floridanum
Lineage: Eukaryota; Metazoa; Arthropoda; Insecta; Hymenoptera; Encyrtidae
Product: homeobox protein engrailed-like SMOX-2
Source: RefSeq, a predicted model, not a curated record
AUGGUGAAGCAAGAAAAAAGUAAUGUUGAUAGACUCAAAUCUGAAACUCAAAAAACAACAAUGUUUAGUGCACCAUUUGUUAAUAUACAGAAUAUUCUGUAUCAUGAUGCUGAGACAUUACAAAAUAUUAAAAAUUCUUGUGAAAAGUCAAAUGAGGAACUCAAUAAGGAUCUCACUAGACUAAAUGAAAAUAGAAUAUGCAAUAGCUCUAGAGGAGUUGUUACAGAACAAUCAUGUAGUUAUGAUCUGAAUAAGUCUUUGAUGACAAGAUACGAGAUACCACUAACGGUCCAUAUUAUUCAAAAAUACGAAGAGGUACUCCGAAUUUCAAACAACAUGAAUGUCAUCACCAAGUAUGCCCAGCAGGACAUUUUUCAAGUCAUGGCUGAAGAAAAAGCAUGGAUGCAAGACAAACAGCGCCGGCAAAUGCUUUCAAAACAGUUAGGUCUCAAUGAAGUACAAAUAAAGAUAUGGUUCCAAAAUAAAAGAGCCAAAGUUAAAAAAGCAAGUGGACAAAAGAAUCCCUUAGCUCUACAACUAAUGGCUGAAGGUCUUUACAAUCAUUCGACAGUGCCCUUGUCAAAAGAGGAAAUGGAACAAGCAGAUGAACUUCAGGCAAAGUAA